This is a messenger RNA of Sycon ciliatum, 1019 nucleotides long. Its product is annotated as transcription elongation factor SPT4-like. Gene Ontology annotation, biological process: transcription elongation-coupled chromatin remodeling; regulation of transcription elongation by RNA polymerase II. NCBI's taxonomy places the organism in Eukaryota, Metazoa, Porifera, Calcarea, Leucosolenida, Sycettidae. The transcript is spliced from 4 exons. Bases 169 to 525 code for a protein of 118 amino acids. The record is from RefSeq and is a predicted model, not a curated record. Gene Ontology annotation, molecular function: zinc ion binding; RNA polymerase II complex binding. Gene Ontology annotation, cellular component: nucleus; DSIF complex.
CAUUUUUGAACAAGACAAGUCGAAAAGAGAAUAUUUGAGGAAGUGAGCAAUCAACUUUGUUGUUUUGGUCAUCUGGUGCAGCGCAUCCAGUUUAUUCUGAGCGUGAUAGGUGUCGGUGUGGUCGCCAGGUUCCCCUGCCGGACGAUAGUGUAGCCGGUGACAACAGUCAUGUCGUUGGACAGCGUCCCGAAGGAGCUGAGGAAUCUUAGAGCAUGUCUUCUGUGCUCAAUGGUCAAGACUUUUGAUCAGUUUGAAAACGAUGGCUGCGACAAUUGCGAGCAGCUUCUCGGCUUCCGUAACAACGCCGCCAUGAUCCAGGAAUGUACAAGUAGCAGCUUCGACGGAGUUGUGUCAAUGGUCAGCCCCUUGGACAGCUGGGUAGCGAAAUGGCAGCGUAUCCGCGAAUGUGUGCCAGGUAUCUACGCCAUAUCCGUGAGCGGACGCCUUCCCGAGCACAUCAUCCAGGAACUCGACGAGGGAAGAAACGUCAAGUACAUACCCCGUGACCGCCGGCAAGCAAACUAAAUACGUUUUUAUAUAAUCAUUAUGAAUUGAGCAACUUUGAGGGCCUGAUAUAUAUAUUAUGUAUAGCUUGCUGUUCACCGCCUAGCCACUGUAUGCUUUUAUUCUACUCUGCUUGUACAUAUGCGGUGCUAAUUUGGCUGCUGUGUGGUGUGUUGUGAUGCCGCUGUCCAUUUCUGUAAAUACAUGUACAUGUACGUUUUGUGUUGUCGCUUUUUGUUGCGCUGGUUUGGUGUAUCAUUCUUGUUUUGUAAGAUUUUUUAAGGUUUUUAGUACCCAGCUGCCUGUGUAUUUGUACAUACCCGUUUCGUUAUUAUCUUGAAUUAGAGGCUAUGCCGCAGCCAUGCCUCGUGCUCUUGUUCUGUCAUGUUUUGAUUAGAAUUGUUUGUAGCCAAGGAGCAUUUGAAUUUUGAAAAGUCUAUUUUGGGUGCACUUGUCGCUCCCAUCUUGACACACAUCAGUUGUACAUUUGUUCAAUGAAGACUGUGGAAAGCCAA